Acanthoscelides obtectus is the source of this 6065-nucleotide messenger RNA. The record is from the annotation of a GenBank genome assembly. NCBI's taxonomy places the organism in Eukaryota, Metazoa, Arthropoda, Insecta, Coleoptera, Chrysomelidae.
GUAAUGUUUAUCCCAUAAAAUGUCUAGAGCACUCAGUUGAUCUAUUACCUAGUAGAUGUCGCGCUUGACAUGAUAAAACAUUUGACAUGUGCCAACUUUACGUUCUGUGCGUUUUAUGUUUUGUGCGCUCAAAAUUCUCAAGAAAAUGGUGCAGGGCCAGAAAUUAUUGGAAAUUAGAAAUGGAUAAAAAUGUAGAAAUAUUCAGUUAACUGCAUUUGAAAAAACUGUUCUUCACAGAAAACCCGAAGAUGCAGUCUCAAGAGGGUUUAUCCGGCUCGUCGGACCAUAGACUAGCAUUGAUCCACGAAAUGAGUUCAAAUAAUUUUGAUCUCAUUAGGUUUGCUUCAUAUAGAACUGCUAUGAAGUUGAGAUUCAUCCAGAAGAAAGUUAAUUUGCAUGCAGUUGACAUCUGGAAUGUGAUUGAAGCGUUCCGCGAGCAAGGUCUUCAUGCCUUAGAGCCCUCUCAGGAAUUGAGCGUGGCUCGCUUAGAGACUCUACUGUGUUCAUUGUACCAUAGUCUAAAUAAACGUGCCCCACCCACCCAACAAGCCCAUGUAGAUAUUUGCUCCAGUUUGUUGUUGAAUUGGAUACUUGCUGCUUAUGCUACAGUAGAUAAUGUUGGUAAAAUAAGAGUAUUCUCGAUUAAAGUAGCCUUGGCGACCCUUUGCGCUGGCAAACUCAUGGAUAAAUUAAGGUAUAUAUUCUCCCAAAUUUCGGACAGCAACGGUUUUUUGCUUCAAUGGAAAUUCAACGAAUAUUUGCAAGAAGUGCUGGCGCUUCCAGCAGCUGUAUACGAAUCACCAACCUUCAAUUACACAGAUUCCUUAGCUAACUCAAUUUUCAGUCCUAAUGUUAAAGUAACAGUCAAUGACUUCCUGGAUGUUAUGAUGUCAGACCCUGGGCCGCCUGCUUUGGUUUGGUUGCCGUUAAUGCAUCGAAUAGCGAAUGUUGAAAAUGUGGUUCAUCCUGUACAAUGCGAUUCCUGUCAAAGGGAAGGCUUUGCCGGAUUCAGGUACAGAUGUCAAAAGUGUCCUCACUACACACUUUGUCAGGAUUGUUUUUGGCGCGGCAGAACGUCGUUGUCUCACACGUUGGAACACCAUGUGAAAGAGUAUGCUUCAUUUUCCCCUAGCAAAACGAUCGGGCAAUCUCUAAGGAAAUCAUUCAGGUGCGUUCCCGAUAAGCAAAGGAACAACUUGCCCAGGUUUCCGGAGCAACCCGAGAAAACGUUGAACCUCUCACAUAUAGUUCCGCCAUCCCCAAUACCGUCUCACAACGGUUUUCCUGAAGGAAAUUUCUCUGCUUUUGACGGAAUGGGGAGCUUAGAUAGCAGAUCGACAGCCAGAAGUCUGGACAGUGCGCGAGACGAUGAGCACAGGCUGAUCGCGAGAUAUGCCGCGAAGCUAGCACAAGAAGCCAGAGUAGGAAUGGGAAGGGUUCCGUCAGAGGCUUGCCUCGGCAUGGACUCGACAAAAGCGCAAAGAGAACUGAUUGGCCAACUUGAGGCGAAAAAUAGAGAAAUAAUGAGGGAAAUCGCCCGAUUAAGGAGACAACAAGAAUUGGAGAACGCCGGACACGGGACUGACAAUCCAGUAUUGAUGAACGAACUUCGGGCGCUAAGGAUGAGAAAGGACGAGCUAGAAACACAUUUGACCACCCUACAAGAUUCUAGGAGGCAGCUGAUGAUGCAGCUGGAAGGACUGAUGAAAAUGUUAAAGAACCACCAGGCGUCUCCGCGCAGCACCCCAAAUUCAUCGCCGCGCAGCACGAAAUCCCCCCCGUUGCCGAGUCAACAGCACCAGAUGUCGAACCCUCGCAGCGCCCCCCAAACGCCGAUGGGGGCCCCGACGACGCCCGGCGGGAGCGUCGUCGCCGGCGUAGGGCAGGCGCAGAUGGAGAGGGAUCAGUUGCAGCAGCAUGUGCAACAUCAGCAGAUGCAGAUGAUGGGGCAUCCGGGUCGAGAGCAAAUGAAUAGCAUGCCACCAGAUAGAAACGAAGGCGACCGAGGGUUGCAUAAUCUAAAUAAUGACCUUGUAGGCGUAGGUGGGGACGUGAGGAACGCUUUUGGAGGAUCCAACAUUAAUAUUGGUUCCAAUGGCAACAGUACUCCAGGAUCGGCGGGUAGAUCCUUAAGGAACGACCUGCUGGUCGCGGCUGAUUCCGUGACGAACGCUAUGUCAACGCUUGUCAGAGAGCUGAAUUCAGACUUCGAAGACGACGGCGAAGACGAAUCGGACGGCGGCUGGCAACAAGAACUACAACGUCGCUACGCUCAAGAGGAAAGCUUCAUGGCGGAAUUGCGCGCGAGACACCCUCCCAGCCAAGGGGAGGUUCCCUUCCAACCCUAUGGCGCAUACGGCGGUGGACAGCCGUUCCGGGUACAGCCUGUGCACUACCCGGGGCAUCCGCACGGCGAUGGCGCGGAGUACGACCAGCAGCUGCAGCAGGGAUAUGGAGCUGCAGCGGGAUUUGGACAGCAGGGAAACCAGGAGCAAGAUACGCCGUUUGGACAGCCAUUCAUACCAGAGAGGCGUUGCAGCCAAGAAAGGCGCGCGAGUCAAGAACAAGUGAAACAGUACGAGAUCAGGGAAGAACUCACCGAGGAGGACCAGGAAGAAAGAAACAACCAAAUGUUGCAAUUCGAGGAAGCACUGAAGCAAUGGGUGAACAGAUAAGUAGACAAAAGUGAACGGAAUCAUUUCGUUGUGAACUAGAACGACGUUACGCUUAUUAUUUAUUCAUUUCUGUAUUAGACUGGGUCUUAAAUAUUAAAUCCUUGAAGACUUAAUUUCGAUAUUUUUGAAGUAUGUUUUGAUCUAAUGUAUCGCGAAUACGCUACAAAAAUUAUGUCUAUUUGUAUACUUGAUUUUUUUGAGUACAAGAAAAUGUGAAUCAUCGAUGUAUAACGUUCAGAUACUACAAUCCUGACCGGUCGAAAACCACCGCAUGGAAUGAAUCAGUAGAUUUCCCAAUACCCGAAGUAAAAUCAUCAGACUGUUAACACGAUCUAUCUCUGUCUAGACUGAGAUGUACUUGUAGCAUAAAUGUAGUAAGCAAUUGAUACAUGUAUAAUGUUAUUGUAAGAACACGAUUUGUUAACUAAAACCGUUGAUUGUCGUAUUCUGCCUGAAAAUGUCCAACCCAAUGCUAUAUUUCCAGGUCCACAAAAUUAUCCGUGAUAAAAUGAAAUAUCGUCUUCCAAAAUCUGCAUACGGUGAGUCACUCUUAUUUCCUGCAUGUAGAGUGCUGACAUCAGUAAAGCUGUGGAUCGGAUUGAUCGUACAGGAAAGGAGGUCGUUGAUAAGUAAGGACUGUUUCAGAAUACAACGUUUUUUGUACAAGAUUUGAUUCAAUUUCCUGGACAAGAUAAAUUUGGUUUGAAAAAAAACAAUAUGAACAAGAGAUUGAUUAAAAUAUUUAACAUGUUAUAUUUCCUUACAAUUUAUAGGCUUUGCCUCACUUGUUAUUAUACUAAAUGACAUUAAGAAACAGAAUCGGGAAUUAUUUCUUGUGUAAUAAACUGUGUAAAUGUGAAACAGUCAUUUUUGAUGCGAAACAACUUUCUAUCUAAAAUAUUGUCCCAAAAAUUGAACCAAAUCUAAAACGAUGUUAAGAGGAACACUGUCAGAGUCAAGACCGAUCCCUGGGGAACACCCGCGUUGACGUUGUCGGAUGAAAAGGAGAACCCAUCAAUCACGAUGCAUCUUGCGGCCAGAGAGAAAGUCGACCAUCCACCUCAAAUAAUUUUUUUGAUGUGGGAAUAUAGCGUUAACCUGGCUAUCUUCAGGAAUAACACGAUAUUUAAUGUUAAAACAGUAUACCCCAACAGCUGAAAACAUUUAACCGUCGUACUUUUUUAUGGACGAAAAAAUUACAGUAGAGAGCAAAUGAGGAAUGAGCUACAGUAGCGGGCAAAAGUUUGGAAACAAAUUGUGAAGGAACAGAUAAUAUAAAUAUUAAAGUCUAUAUUUGUCUCCCGGACUAAUACAACGUUUAUCUUAUCAAUAUUCAAAUUCACUGAAGAAAAAAAACACGGGUUUUUUAAAUACCACAAUUUUUGUAACGACAAAAGUAUGGAAACGUUUCAGUUUUGCCGUAUUUAUUCGUUCUGCGAUACUCUGACAUUGCGUGCGGUAAAUAUUAACAUCAGUGAGAAUGGCAAAAGUAAAACAAUUUUCAAAAGAUUUAAGAGACAAAGUAAUCGAAAAUAGAAACGAAAAAAUUCUAUGAGCAGCAGAUGUCAGGCAGUGUUGAACGCUAAAGACUAUGCUACCAAAUAUUAGCUAAACAGUAUUUAAAUAUUUUUGUAUUUAGUUUUGUAAUAAAAAAUGUUUCCAUACUAUCGUAGUCUCAUUUUUGGUCAUAAAAUAAUACGAAGUUAUUUUAAAACUACAUAGUCUGUAGUAUCACAGCAAACACAAAUUGUUAUUUGUAUCCUCCACAGCAAACUAGGUGUAUAUGAGUAAAAUCAGUCUUCAAUAAUAAAGAAUAAAAAGAGCACUUUUUAAAAUUUACUAAGAAUGUUUCCAAACUUUUAUCCGGUACUGUAAUUGCACACUAAAAACCAGCUAGUUGUAAGAUGACAUUUUAACCUGUUUUUUUACGGUUUUUAGAUUUUCGUCUGGUUGCAUCUGCUGUAUUUUUUUUAGUCUGUGCAGGGUUAAAUGUCUAAACUCUUGCGGUAACUCGUUUCGCAAGUUGUGACUUGUUAUUUUGUUUUGAUAUGUGAUAUAACUCCCCUUUGUUGAAACUGUGUAUGUAUGUAUCGAUCAAGACGUGGCUUUUGGAGCUUAGUGCUGUCUUUGAAGUUUGACAUGUAAAAAGUUGAUAAGAUAUCGUAGCAUUUUACACUGUGAGCGAUAUUGUAUAGUUAAAAUUUCGUAUAUUAUACAGGGUGCUAUAGUUUUCCGAUCUAAGUCUAGCCUGUUUAAAUGCCCAAUAAGUAUUAGGAACAAAUCAUCAUCUGAAUUUGUAGGCUUGCUAAGUGAAAUCCGAGGAAGCUAAUAGGGUGAUCAAAAAGUAUCGAUGGAUAUAAAACGUCUCGAAAAAUAUGUUUCAGAGAGCAAAUUGUUGUAAGGUUUGAAAAUAUUCAUCUAUUGAUGGUCUUGAACGUGACCUUGGCUAUGACCUUCGACCUCAUUUGAAGGUCGAGGUAGUUUUCUUAAAUGGAAACUCCUAUUUUUGAUACCGGAACAAGAGCAAAAAACUUUGUUAUAUGUUAAAGGUCAUUUGAAGGUCAAAUGUAAAUUUUAACAGGAAAUAUCUAUUUUUAAUUCCUGGAUUUCGAAUUCCGGACACUCAAGUUCAAGUAUAUUCUUGCCAACGAACCUGACCAUGAUCUUCAAGGUCAUUUCAAGAUCAGAUGAAUGUUCAAGUGAACUCCUUACUUUUUGUCAAGGAUAUAAAAAAGCGAACCAUUGAAAUUGAUUCUUAAACGUUUGUGAAAUUAAUUACCUUUAGCUUUACAGCGGGUUUAUUUUAUUAUUAUACAGCGUGAUUCACAGAUCGUGACCAAGAAUGGAACAUAAUACACAGGACCGCAAUCUUUUACUCCAAGGCUUCAUUAAAAAGAUACGUUGAAUUUUUUAUUUUCUAACUUCAUCUUUUUAAUGAAGCCCUUCAGGAAAAAAGUGAUAAUGUGUGUGAUGUUUCAUUUUCGGCCACGACUUGUGAAUCACCCUGUAUCUUGAUCGCGAAUCUAGAAUCGACUGUCUUUCAGCAAAUAACUUUUUUUAAAGGACCCCCAAUGAUCACUAUAACCAUCCUGUAUAAUGUACAGUUCGUUUCAUCAAUCAUAUUCAUUGUCCAUCUAUCUUCCAUCCCUGUUUGUAUUGUGCGCUUCUAUACCUAAUAGUAAGUAUCGGACCAAAUACUUUUACCUAACCCUUAAAUUAAGUUAUCCUAAACCGAAAAUAGAUACAGAACAUACGUAGCGCUAGCUUUUCAAAAGUUUUCAAUAGUAUGCAUGAAAAAUUUAGCAUAAUAUAUGCCUUCAGUUUUAUUUUGCAUUGAAGAACCUCGUUACAUUAUCUCUUUUUUAUAUUUGAUUAACUUUUCAUAAGGCA